CCUGCGCGGGCGGGUUUUGGUUGCUGGAUCCGUGGGUGAGGAGAGUGUCCAAGAGGAGAAAAGGUGUCAGUGCUGGCGUCUGAGGAGAGCCGGCUGAAGAGGGGCAGGGGGGUGGGGGUAAAGCGAUGAUGAUGGCUGCGAAGAAGGGCCCGGGCCCCGGCGGCGGCGACAGCGCCGGCAAAGCGGAGGCGGAGGCGGCUUCGGAGGUGUGGUGUCGCCGGGUGCGGGAGCUGGGUGGCAGCAGCCAGGCCGGAAACCGCCACUGCUUCGAGUGUGCCCAGCGCGGGGUCACAUACGUGGAUAUCACCGUGGGCAGCUUUGUCUGCACCUCCUGCUCUGGUCUCCUGAGAGGCCUGAAUCCCCCUCACCGAGUCAAAUCCAUCUCCAUGACAACCUUUACUGAGCCUGAAGUGAUGUUCCUCCAGUCUCGUGGAAAUGAGGUUUGCAGGAAGAUCUGGCUGGGUCUCUUUGAUUCACAAACCUCCUUAGUCCCAGACUCCAGGGACCCUCAAAAGGUGAAGGAGUUUCUUCAGGAGAAAUAUGAGAAGAAACGAUGGUAUGUCCCCCCAGACCAAAUCAAGGGGCCAUCCUACACCAAAAGCAGCACCUCUACCCCUACCCAAGAUUCCACUCCAGAUGUAAAGCCCCUGAGGACACUUCUUGGGGACCCUGUGCCCUCUGUUGCCAUCUCCAGUGCUAGCCAGUCUGUCCCUCAGGCUCGUCUUUCCCAGCACCCAUGCUCUCAACCACCCACCCUCCCUCCAGUCAAGAAAGCUAGCACUGACCUUCUGGCUGACAUUGGUGGAGACCCUUUUGCUGCUCCCCAACCCGCAUCGAACUUUGCUGUCUUUGGGGGCCAGGGGACUUCCCAUGGAGGCUUUGCCAACUUUGAUGCCUUUGGGAGCAGCCCUUUCUCUUCCACAAUCGGAUGUAUCCCUCCAGCCGGCCAGACUUUGUUCCAGACCCAGCCAACGCCCAUAGCCAGUCAGAUGCUUACUGGAAGUUACAGCUUUGGCAGCAGCCAGGUGACUCCAUUUGGUGCCUCUCCUCUUGCUCCUGCCGGCCAGCCAAGUGCCCUUUCAGAUAUGAGCAAUGUCUUGGGAACUGGGAUGUCAGCUGGUGGUGUUCCUAGCAGAGCCUUUGGGACUGUUGGCCAUGUCUCUGGACUCCACCCUGCUGCUUCUGGCAGUAAUAGUAGCAGCAGCAGCAGCAGCAGCACUGGACUUGGAUUUGGGGCUUUCACCAACCCUUUCAUCACACCGGCUCCUCACCCACAGUUGCCUUCCACUAACCCAUUCCAAACCAAUGGCGUGGCUUCAGGGCUUGGUUUGGGGAUGAACACUGUGGUUCCUAGCUUCUCUUCUGCACCGACCCCAGGUGGCUUCCCAGGAACUUUCUCUCCUAAUCUCUUCCCUCCACAAACCUUGCUGGUUCAGCAGCAGAAUGGCUCUGGCUUUGUGGGAUUAGGAGCAGCCAAACUGGGGCAAAGGCCUGUGAACCAUCCUGCGGGGAUCUCUACCAACCCCUUCAUGACUGGAUCCUCAUCAAGCCCAUUUGCCUCCAAACCUCCUCCUACUAAUCCCUUCUUGUAGCACUGUGCCCAGGAGGACAACAUCCUUCCUGCUCCCUCUGCCCCAAUUAUCCCUCUGUUCCCUCGAUCCCUGGUGGCCACCUUUGUUUUUUGGCAUUACUGUGGUCUCAGCCCAAAAUGGGGAAUGACUUGCCUUGCUUUAGGUGGUGGGAAUCUUGGGGAUAAUGAAAGUGCUAAUGCUUUGCUCUGGGCUUGCAAAUAAAACACCAGCCCCUAGGCCAGUAGUCCCCCUCCCAGAGCAGUGAGAACAAUGGGAGUGGUUAUUAGAGGGGGCUGGCCCAGGUGUGUUUUAUUAUUCUAAAAUUUUUCCUUCUCUUAUCUCCCCUCUCCCCCUUACACCUGUGAUUCUCCCAGCUCCUAAAGCCUUCUCCUGUGGAGAAAGUUAUUAUAGAUGCAGGCCGAUACAAAUUUCCUCCUCUAGUGCUCUAGUCUAACUAAUUGCUGGGAGGCUGUGGGAAGCUGAACCCACGGCAGGACGUUUCCCCACAUGCUAAAGGGCCUCAUUCCUGGCUAAAACAGUGGGAAGUAUGGCUGCUGAGACCAAGGCAUGGGAAGGACAGUUGAAUGGCACUGGAGUUGGAGCACCUUCAUUCCCUGGCUUCUUUCUGCAUUGCUGAGCACUUUAGCAACCUUCCAAUCACUUUCCACCUUGUGCCCCCCCCCCAAAAGGCCUUCAUCUCUCUUGCACAAACUCCCAACCCAACUACCCCAUCUACACAUGCAAUGAUGAAAGGUUCCUAUCCUUCAUAUCAAAGCUGCUACUAUCUUUCAUUUGUUUGCAAAAGUUUAAUCCCUUAGCUUCUUCUCUUCCCCCAAACUCAUGUCAGGCACUUUAGUUAACUGUUGGUUUGAUGUUUGGAUACCAGUGUUUUAUAAACACAAAGUUUUCUAAUAUAGCCUAUUCUACAUAUAUGUGUAUGUAUCCAUGCAUACAUACAUGGAUACAUGCAUACAUAUAUACAUAUAUCUAUAUCUAUAUCUAUAUACAUAAAAUCUACACAGCCAUCCUCUUGUGUACUCUGCCCCCAAGAAUCACCAGAUAACUGCUGAUAUUCAUGGGUAGUAAAGGUAUUCCUUAUCUACUCUGACCAUCAUUCCAUCAUCCAUGUUCUGAGAUCACUCCCAGCCUUACCUUCUGGACUACCACAGGGGAGAGAUUUUUGUGCAGUUGCUGCAUUGUUUUUUCACACUUCCUGUUCUGCCCUGACUUUGAUUCUUGCACUAAAGGCAGUGUUGGAAAAGAACUUUGGUUUGAAAGAAAAAGAAAAAAAGUUUGUUGUUGCCUGGCUUUAGGGUCCCUUGUUUUCAUAUACUAGCAAACUUGCCUGAUUAGCUUAAUUUGGCUUUUUUUUUUCUUUCUUUGUCCAGACAACAGCUUCGUCUAUAAACUAACACAGGCCUUUCUGGCAAAGUGACUCCAAAGAGUGGGUUAAGAUGGGGGGUAAGACUAGGUAAGGAUGUUUCUCUUAUACCAAGGACAAGAUGGGCAGAAAUGAGGAUGGCUUUCAUUGCCUUAGUGUUAAAUUUGCCCAUACCUAACCAGACUACCAAAGCAUUACCAUAAUAUCCCUGACAGCCACCUCAGGCAAACACAGCUGUUUAUAUUUUCUAGUCCAUUGUGUUAUGUCAACAGCUCUGGGGGCUGAGCUGUUUGUAUGGGGACAUGGAUAUCUGCUUAGGGUAAACUUUCUCUUCAGAAUGAGGCAAAGGGUUAUGACCUUGAUAUUUAGGACAAUGUGAUAGGGUGAGAGGACUUGCUACUCAGUUUCCCUUCUCUUAUUUGUGUGUGUAUGUGGGUGUUUAAGCUUCUGUAGCCUUGAGGGUGUGGGAGAUUGGUUAUCUUUAGUGGAUUUGGGGUGUUUUCUGGAAGAAUGCCUCCAGCUGUGUGUCAUUUAUCUAGCCAGGCUCAAUCUCACUUCAUCCUCAUUGUGGAGAAGAAUCCAUAUCUUGAUGUUCUCUUAAAUUCCUAACUCUUCUCUGUGCCCAGCUUCUGAACAUACCUAUUAACACUGUUUUUGGUAUGGGGAAGAUGGGAAGUCUAACUGCUGAAGAACUGUUGUCACUUCCCCCUGGGGCACAGAAGUCAUGCUCCCCUUAUAUCUCUCUGUCCACCCUCUGCUUCCUCCUCACUCCCUCCCCCCUCCUUUUGCAAAGGUCUACCCCACCAGUAUAGGCAGUUAUGCACGGGAGAGGGAGAAACUCAUGUUGGUACUUCUCCCUCAAGUCCAAGUCAGGGAAGCAGAAUAAGUACACAGCCAGCUUCCAGAGUCCCUUCCUCAAGCCCAAUGAAUUUCUCCUUUAGGGAGAAGGUAACCCAUAGGAGGACACCUCCUCACAACUAGUUAGUGUUGUUUCCAAAACUCUAAUCUCCAUAUGCUAUAUCUCCAUGUCUCCCAUCUUGGCUUUUUUCUCCCUAAAUCUUGUCAUCAUGUAUUCUGUACCUUCGCCAUUUGUUUUUUGUCUCCACUUACUGUCCCCUUUCACUGGCCUGUUUGAGUGCUUUGAGGUAGGGAGGGAGCCAAGAGCCCGGUUGGCAUGCUGUGGUGAGAGCUACACUUUUAGCCUUUUCUUGUUUUCUCAUAACUUGCUGCUACUUCCCCCCCCCCCCAAUUCUUCAGUUACCAAGGAAAGGCCUCCAAAAAUCACUACUGGUUGGAACUUAUUUAAAGGGCUAGGGAUCUGAGAUGCCUUUGUGUGUCAUAUUCUUUCCCUGGUGCUUGGUGCCCUAGAUUCAGUGGCUCCCUCCAACUUUCCCCCAGCAUUUACUGAGCCAGCCAACUCUGUUGUCAUCUUUUCUCUAUUCUGGUCCUAGGACUUACUUUAGCUUUUUGAGGGCAGAUAGUCAUAGGUGAUAGGGCUGAAUCAGCCCAAGAUCCCGAAGUACAGAAAAUAAGGGCACUUUAGGAAAAGUGAGGCCAAGGACCUCAAAUACUUCCAGCCAACCUUCUCCAUUCCUAGCCUCACUCCUUAUCUCUGAGUUCAGUGGGAACAACAGGAAUUCUGAUCUUUACUCUGUCACUGACCAAGGAUGAGAGGGGGUAGCUCUGGGUGUAGAACCUGGAGUCAUGAAUUGUUCUUUUUUUUUUUUUUAAUUUUUAAAUUUUGAAUUUAACACCAAAAAAAGUAUGUCUGUAAGGUUUUUUGCAUAUGAAACUAUGAAUCUCUAUUCCAUACUGCUUGCUUUUUAAAAAUGUAUAUAAUAAAUUUGCAUUACUUUCAAA
Molecule: messenger RNA, 4812 nt
Organism: Phascolarctos cinereus (koala)
Lineage: Eukaryota; Metazoa; Chordata; Mammalia; Diprotodontia; Phascolarctidae
Gene: AGFG2
Product: ArfGAP with FG repeats 2
Biological process (GO): spermatid nucleus differentiation; acrosome assembly; intermediate filament organization
Cellular component (GO): cytoplasmic vesicle; cytoplasm; membrane
Molecular function (GO): GTPase activator activity
Source: RefSeq, a predicted model, not a curated record